GACUAAACUGUAUCAUUUUAUAUCAAAAGAAACAGGCAACGAAAUGCUCAGGUUGUUGAGGUAAGCACAUCCAAUGAAGAAUGCUUGAUGAAAUGGAAGGUCAGUCUCCAUCUCGGAUACGGAGUUUCAAAACGAGCCUAAACUCCGCUUGAUAAUUGAAAAGACCUCAAAUCGAUGUGUUAUUGUUCGAAUAUUCAACAACUUCUCAUUCCAAGCAACUCCAAUAUCUUCUUCUCAAUCUCCGUACGAUAGGAGACAUCAGUUAUCAAAUUCCGAAACCAUUUCUCUUCCCCAUCUUUGUACGUUCGUGUAUACUUCACUCGCCCUCCUAAUUGGUGCAACGACUUGCCGGUUCGUAGUGCUCAGAAAAUGGAGGCGUCUCCUGUGCAGAACAGUGUCACGCCGAAGAUAUCGAGACAUGGAAAAUCUUGUGUCAAUUGUGCGAAAGCCAAGGUUAAAUGCGUAGAAAAGAAUGGUGUUGCUUCUUGUGAAAGAUGCCAUCGACUCGCGAAGGAUUGCCAACCGAUCACCAGAACAAAGAGGCGGAAGCCGGCGAAGAAAACCGCAGCUGCGAGAACUGCCGAGCUCGAGCAGAAGCUUGAUGGGCUAGUUUCAUUAUUGACUGCAGCCACUCAAGAUCAGAAUACUCCCCAUUCUUCAACGGUCUCAAAUCAUAGUGUGUCAUCGGACCCUAGGAGUGAAACUCAAUGUUUCGAGUAUCAGACUGGAUCAAAUGUUGGUAAUCCGCCUGUAAGAGGACUUGCAGCGCUCGACAUAAAACUUUCCACCAAUAGCUCUUACAGUUUGAAUUCUAUCCCCGUUGAUCCGCCUCUACCAGGGCCAGCGAGUGAAAGACCUCUUCGUGAUACUAGUGGUGAUUAUUGCGCUACCGAUAUACCAACGGCAAUACCACCCGUGUCUCUAAUUCCAUCUGGCCUAGAAUUGUCUCCGGCAGAAGAAGAGAAUGCACUACAUUGCUUUCGAACUAAUUCGAUAAAAUACCUUCCAUUCAUGGUCAUAUCAUCAGAUACAAAUGUCCUCGAAUUCAAGAAAGAAAAUCCAUUUUGGUGGCUGGCUAUUGUAAUGGCUACAACAAAGAGGACCUCAAAACAAAUAGCAUUGGGGAUGCAUAUUCGUCAGCUUUUAGGUCAAAAACUGCUCAUUUCCGGCGAGCGCAAUCUUGAUCUUCUGUGGGGAUUAUUAACUUAUAUUGCAUGGAGCCAGUGUCAUUACCAACAGAGACCAGUAUGGAGUAGUAUGAUUCAGCUUGCUAUAGGAAUAGUAUUUGAUCUCGGAUUAAACAAAACUCCACCGAAAGAGGCACCUUAUUUGCUCUUGAACUUCGAUGCCCGAGGAUGUCCGAAACCGUUUAUACAUGUUGUUGGAUCGCAACAAGAAAAAAGAGCUUUACUUUGCUUAUACUCUCUAAGCUCCAGCUUUUCGUUAUAUGUCCAAAAGAUUGAGACUCUUCGAUGGACACCGUACGCAGACGAAUGUUUGAAGACACUCUCGGAAAAUCCUGAGUCUCUCCACGAUAUUUUAAUGACUCAGAUUGUCCGCUUGCAACUUAUUCAGGAGCGUGUGAAGGACUCUCCGUGGUACGACACAACAGGCGAUGGGAGUACUGCUUUCAAAGCACCUACUAUUUUCUAUCUAAAGGCCUUGAAAAAUCAAAUGGAAACUUUCAGACAACAAAUUCCGAAUGAAGUUCGAGAAAACUGUACUUUUCUGAUGCAUCUUUACAAUACUGAACUAACGAUCCACGAAGUCACUCUCUCCAAAGAGUACCUUGCUGACAUUCCGGAUUCCCAACGCUUGGAAUCCCUUUGCAUUUGUUUUCAAUCUGUAAAAUCAUGGUUUGAACUUUAUUUUUCAACGCCAUGUAGGGAUCACACAUCAUUUACUUUCCCAAUCUACACACAUAUGGCGCAUUGCAUGGUGGCUCUCUAUCGUCUAUCAGUAUUCGAAGAUCCACAAUGGGAUAUCCAACUUGUGCGUCAACAACUCGAUCUCUCGCUCAUUCUAGGUCAAAUUAUAAAGACAUGGGAAAAUGUCAAAGUUGAAGCUGGACUGGAUGCUGGAUUGGCUAAGGUAGAAGAUGCUGAUAUUUAUACUUCUAAUUCGAAGAGAAUCGGAUUGGUCAAGACUUGGUGGGAUGCCAAAGUAGCAGGGGAAGCUUCGAGUAAUGCGUCAAGUAACAAGUUUGCAAAUGCAAAUGCAAAUGGGAGUGAGAACGGAAACGGAAAUAUGGGUACGGAACCCAUAUCUCACACUCAAGGUCAAACACUCGAGCCCCCAACAUUCAAUAUGGACAUGGGACAGGACCUGUGGGAUGAUGGAUGGUGGCAGGAUGUUUUUGGUACCUGGGGGAAUCAGUUUGAUAUUAUGAGUGCACCGGCUCCAGUCCAAUUUUAGACAUGACGCCGAGGAUAGCGAAUUAUUUUUAGACGUUCCAGGAAUUUUGAAAGCAAAGGGUAGGUACAUGUAAUAUAGAAUAGCAUUUGAACGAAGUCCAAAAACUGGACUAGAGGGAUCGAGCUUCUCAUCUCAACCUGCAUGUACUUUGUAAUAUCUAGAUAAAAAAAAAACCAUCAACAAAAUAUCUCGAGAGAACA
Molecule: messenger RNA, 2615 nt
Organism: Botrytis cinerea B05.10
Lineage: Eukaryota; Fungi; Ascomycota; Leotiomycetes; Helotiales; Sclerotiniaceae
Exons: 6
Coding region: 370-2415 (681 amino acids)
Biological process (GO): regulation of DNA-templated transcription
Cellular component (GO): nucleus
Molecular function (GO): DNA-binding transcription factor activity, RNA polymerase II-specific; zinc ion binding; transcription cis-regulatory region binding
Source: RefSeq, a predicted model, not a curated record